Messenger RNA from Protopolystoma xenopodis, 576 nucleotides. NCBI's taxonomy places the organism in Eukaryota, Metazoa, Platyhelminthes, Monogenea, Polystomatidea, Polystomatidae. The record is from the annotation of a GenBank genome assembly.
AUGGCCGAUUUGAAUCUCAAAUCUCAAACAACUCUAAACAGCGGCAUUUCACCUCGGUUUACCGGGAAACCUCUCCUGCAGCGUCCAGAGCCACGUAUCCUCGUCAAUUCAAAUCAUCCCAAAGCAAGUGUAGCACCAACCGUUUCCGUCUUCACCAGACAGACAGUCAACACUAAGGGAGCAACUUCAGCUGAGCUGUCGAGUAGGUUUCAUGAAGUGCUGGCUGAGGAGUUGGCGCUUGAUACCUUAGCUCGUGAAACUCGCCUCUUGGCUGAGCGAUCAGCAAUCGAAGCCGAGCAGAAGAGAGUUCGCGAGAUAGCAGAAGCGGAAGCACUCGAACUUAAGCUGACUAUGGAAAGAGAGCACAGGGCUGCUGAAUCAUAUGAGAGAAAAAUGGCUGAACUUCGUAGACAGAGAGAAGAGGAAUUGAUGGCUAGAUUAAAAGAAGACGAAAUGCGCCUUUUGGCAGAGCAAGAAUUACGUAGAAAAGACGAAGAGAUGAUGCUUGCAAACAUGUCAGAAAAAGAGCGAGCUAAAUAUCUACAGGAAAAAAUGGAAGAUGAAGCAGAAAGGUAA